Molecule: messenger RNA, 978 nt
Organism: Syngnathus typhle (broad-nosed pipefish)
Lineage: Eukaryota; Metazoa; Chordata; Actinopteri; Syngnathiformes; Syngnathidae
Product: ADP-ribosylation factor-like protein 14
Exons: 2
Coding region: 110-721 (203 amino acids)
Biological process (GO): vesicle-mediated transport; intracellular protein transport
Cellular component (GO): cytoplasm
Molecular function (GO): GTP binding; GTPase activity
Source: RefSeq, a predicted model, not a curated record
UGGCCGCAUACUGAGACUGCAGCCAGACAGCACUGCAGGGACCCACUGGGCGCGAGAGAGCUUGGCUUACUCUGCGUUACGCAACCGCACAAGCCCAUUCUUCUCAGACAUGGGGAUGCACGCUUCUAAGCCACGGAGGCAAGCGCAGGUCCUGAUGCUUGGCUUGGACCGAUCAGGGAAGAGCACCUUGCUGUAUAAACUCAAGUACAACGAGAGAACGGUGACGGUGCCCACGGUGGGCUUCAACGUGGAGACGCUGGAGACGGACAGGAGCAGCCCGGGGCUCACUGUCUGGGACGUGGGCGGCCAGAGGAAGAUGAGGCCUCACUGGAAGCAUCACUACGCCGACACGGCCGGGCUGGUGUUUGUGGUGGACAGCGCGGACCAAGGGAGGAUGGAUGAAGCCGGCAAGGAACUCCAUCGGGUGCUGAAGUACGAGACCCUGAGAGGAGUUCCUCUGGUCGUUCUGUCCAACAAACAGGAUCUGCGCGGGGCUCUGAGUCCCGAGGCGGUCUGCCAGAGGCUGGACCUCAGGCGAGCGUGCGAGGGCAAGAGGCCAUGGUUCAUCCAGCCCUGCUCGGGCAUCACGGGCGCGGGGCUGGAGGAAGGCUUCAGGAGGAUGGUGUACCUGAUGAAGACCCCGCUGAGGCAAACGCAAGAGGACAUCCAGGUCAAGAUGAAGUCAAAAGGCUUCAGGAUUUCGGCCUUGAUAGGCGGCUGAUGGGUGAUUUAAUCUGAUGCUUAAUCCAAUCACAUGUGUUCACUCUCAUCUACCAUAUAUGAUCAAGUAUGAAGUGGGUCAUUUGAAGAUGGAAGCUCUCAACAUAGCUGUGACGGGAAGCCUCCUCAUCAGAAUCAAAGAGAAUCUCUUCUCUGAUUCCUUUCUUUGGCCUGUGGCAUUAGAAGAGUCAAAGGGUGUCAACACCCCACGUGUCAUGAGAAGCCUGCUGGGAUCCUUGAAAAUUAUAUUUUGAAAAG